AAGCUCCCGGAUAAGUAAUACGUUUUGACGGCCAAAGUAUGAAGAACGCGUUGCUGUUGUUUGUCACCGCUCUGGUUGUGAUUCAGUGCGUAAGUGGAGGUGACGACAACUCAGCAGAAUCUGCAAAGAAGAAGAAAAAGAAAGACAUCCGGGACUAUACAGAUGCAGAAAUGGAGGAGUUGUUUGCACAAUGGGAGAGUAACGAAGAGGACAAGGAUCCAGACGAUUAUGCAUGGAAGAAACCCAAACAACCCAACGUCAUGUUCGACCCUUCGAAGCCCAUCGACAAUGUUGAGGAUCUCCUCAAACAAUCAAAGAAAGGACAAGUUCUCAUGUUGUUCGUCCAAGUGGCAGGCGACGUGACCAAACCACAAGCAGAGAAGAUCACCGGCCGAUGGCAAUCGUCUCUAUUCAACGGAAACAUUCAAAUCCAGAGAUACAUGAUAGAUGACACAAAAGCCAUCUUUCUACUCGAAGACGGUAGUUUGGCUUGGGACGUAAAAGACUAUCUCAUUCAACAACCCGAGUGUCGAAGUGUGGAAAUCGAGCAAAAGACGUAUUGGGGCAAGGGGGCAACACAAGCAGAUAAAGAUGCAGAGGACAAGAAAAGUGACGAGGUAAAGAAAAAGGCGGCACAAACAGCUAUACCGAAGCCAACAGAAGAGAAACCAAAUGGGCAUGCGACGAGCGAAAAGAGGGCGGGGUCUAGUGGAAGUCAACGUAGCAAGGAUGAUCUAUAGUGAGGGAUGUGCUGUAUUGAGUGACUAGAACUGAGUGUGUAGCUGCAGUAGUUGGAACUUUUAUCUCUAGACAUAUUGUGUGGACGGACUUUCUUUCUUACGACAGGAAUGACACAGAACAGCGAUUAUGAUAUUGAA
Messenger RNA from Corticium candelabrum, 878 nucleotides. Its product is annotated as LDLR chaperone boca-like. Gene Ontology annotation, biological process: protein folding. The coding region runs from base 39 to 740 and encodes 233 amino acids. The record is from RefSeq and is a predicted model, not a curated record. NCBI's taxonomy places the organism in Eukaryota, Metazoa, Porifera, Homoscleromorpha, Homosclerophorida, Plakinidae. The transcript is spliced from 2 exons.